Radiomyces spectabilis is the source of this 902-nucleotide messenger RNA. Its product is annotated as CTLH/CRA C-terminal to lish motif domain-containing protein. Gene Ontology annotation, biological process: cell surface receptor signaling pathway; cytoskeleton organization. Bases 60 to 842 code for a protein of 260 amino acids. Gene Ontology annotation, molecular function: protein binding. NCBI's taxonomy places the organism in Eukaryota, Fungi, Mucoromycota, Mucoromycetes, Mucorales, Radiomycetaceae. The record is from RefSeq and is a predicted model, not a curated record. The transcript has 5 exons. Gene Ontology annotation, cellular component: cytoplasm.
CUUCCAUUUUGUGUUUGUGGUCUUUUUUCUUAAUAUUUAUACGGAAAAACGACGUCGUCAUGGACAAGACACAAGAGAUAAUAUGCCGAUUUCUUAUAACGGAGUACUUGAUUCACAAUUGUUACAAAGAGACGGCGCACACAUUUCUUGAGCAAUCGCGAAAACUGGAUGCUUGCCACGAUUUACCAACUCAACUGCUGGACAGGAAUGGCAACGUCUGCGGAGCAUCAAAUGGCCACCGCCAAGAUCCAAUAACAAGAAGCGAUAGAGCCUCUUCGAGUUACGAACACUGUAUUGAAUGGCCUCUUAUCGAUGCACGGAAAGCUUUGUACCAUGCCAUUGUCGAUGGGGAUAUCGCUCAAGCCUUUGACAUCAUUGAUAAACAUUUCCCUGCCCUUUUGGAACAGCCUAUUGACGAUCGAUCAGCCACAUCAACAUCAUCAUCCCCGCCACAAUACCAAUACAUCGUGUUCCGACUGCGGUGUCAACAGUUUGUGGAAAUUAUACGAUCUUCCAACGUAGUGGAAGCGAUCAAAUUCGCACACACGCAUCUUCGAUCUAUGCAUAAGAUGUUUCAAGAUAUGACCAAUGAAGUCACGUCGCUCAUCGCCUAUCCUGAUCCACACAAUUCCCAUACCCGCCACUUAUUACAGGAGGAACGUCGAGUCGAACUGGCAGAAGAUGUAAAUAGAAUAGUGCUAGAAUUGUCCAAUUUACCCGUCGUCACCUCCCUUCAAAAGAUCAACCAACAACUCGCCACUGUGCAAUCCGAACUGGAACAAUUGAAAAAGACCGAAAAUCAAGGCAGUGAUAAAUCCAUACAAGAUAGAGUCUCCAUGUAACAUAGAAAUAAGGUCGCAGUUUCCUCGAUUGAUUCUUUGAUGAUUGUUUUUCUUUUUUUU